Molecule: messenger RNA, 1972 nt
Organism: Pararge aegeria (speckled wood butterfly)
Lineage: Eukaryota; Metazoa; Arthropoda; Insecta; Lepidoptera; Nymphalidae
Product: trace amine-associated receptor 6
Exons: 9
Coding region: 457-1953 (498 amino acids)
Biological process (GO): neuropeptide signaling pathway
Cellular component (GO): membrane
Molecular function (GO): corazonin receptor activity
Source: RefSeq, a predicted model, not a curated record
UCGAGGAUGGACGCGCACGGUGAUUCAAAUUGAACUAUCUCGCUACAGUACGAAAAUGCUGUGAACAUUUCAUUACAUAAAAACCUUCGAGCUUGAAACUUUACAGUGCUGAUUGUGAACAUUGAAGUCGAAGUUAAUUUUUAGGGUUCAAAUUUUCCCAUGUGCCGACAAUUUUUUUUCAGUCAGGAUUUCCGAGUUGUCUGUGCUAUAACUAUAUCACCAUGAAUUUUGACAGAGUUGACGGAUAACGAUAACCUGGUUGUAAAAGCUACCCAUGCAUCAAAGUCUUAAACACCAAACACCAAGAAUGAAUUCAAGGAACAAAUAUGAAUCAAAUGAAGUGAUCCAUACGAGAUAAGAUAACAAAAUAUUGGUUGAAGCAACGGAUAGUGCACUUCAUAUGAUCUAAAUGACUUAUUCAAUAAAAAACAGCGCUGCUUAUUGCAGGCGCCGACUAUGUUCGAAUCGACUAAAGGCGCAUUGCUGGUAGCGCCCUCUCUCUCAAACAGCUCCUGUUGGCCAAACGGAAAAGGCUGGCCUACAACCUUCCCAGCAACUGAGGAUAUACUGAAAGCUUUUUUCAUAUUCGCCGUAUCUAUGGCCAUUGUUUUUAGCAAUCUUGUACUCAUUUGCGUCUUGAAUAAUCGGAGGUACAUCAAGUAUAUUGAUAACCAGCCAAGAUACCUUCUGACCUCAUUGGCGCUAAACGAUCUAUUUACGGGGAUCCUAAUUGCGCCCGUAGCCCUUUUACCCGCGCUUUACAAGUGCUGGCCUUACGGGGAAAUAUUUUGUCAGAUUCAGGCACUUCUGAGAGGAGCAGUCAGUCAACAGAGUGCUGUUAUUUUAGUUUGUAUGGCGAUAGAUAGAUAUUUAUAUUUACUACAUCCAAAUACUUAUCAUAAACAUUCCAGUAAAAAGGGCUGCGUAUUAGUUAUAAGUACAACUUGGAUUUUAUCAGUAUCUCUUUUUGCUACUAUGGUUUUGCCACGGUCUGGUUACUAUUUUAACUCAACGGGUUUGAUGGCCUGCGACGUGUUUCACAGUAGAAUCGCUUUCAGAAUCCUGGCUUGCUGCGCUUACUAUUUCCCAACAACAAUGGCUCUGAUGUAUUGCUAUGGAUCUGGAUUCCACGUCAGCAAAACAAGAAGUAAAUGCACCACGGAUACAAGAUCCAAUGGAAUCCCCAUAUCGUGCGCUAAAAAUAUUCGUGGUGAACAGGCAGCAAUACAAAUGCAGACACCAGUGCGACCGCAUAGUGUGAGCACGUCACGUACAAUGGCUGCAAUGUCUCUAGGAUUUAUUGUAAUGGUAACUCCAGCUACUAUUCAAGAAGUGGUUGCAGCUUGCACGGGAUGUAAGGUACCCCCAACAUUGGAUUUUCUUGUUACGUGGUUAGCUCUAAGUGAUAGUUUCUGGAACCCUUUCCUAUAUUGGUUGUUAAACAGUCACUUCAGAAGAAUAAGUAAUGAGCUCAUUCAAUAUUAUAUAUGCUGUCGGAGAUCGAAAUCAUUUCAAAGCUACGAAAAACCUGCGGGUUGUUGUGGGUCUUCAAUUACGUCAGAAGGUUUACAUUCAAAGGGUGAAUUCGAAGGGCUUGGUGAGAAAUAUUGGGGUGAAAUUUUAGAACGAACUGUCUCUUCAAAUUCACUCCACGCAAUUCAAAAAUGCCACAGGGAUCCAAUGCGAUGUACAGGCUCUUUUAAAGGGUAUCAUAGCGGUACUUGCAAACAUAAUACAAGAUUUUUCGAUGGAUAUGGUCUAUCGGAUUACAGACAGUUAGACAGGUCUGCAUUCCAGAUUGAACCAUGCUCAAGACAAUGCAGGAUGAAGACAUCAGAUUUCUGCCUGUUUAGGCAAGGUCCCGGCCUCGAAUGUGGUCGAUCUCGAUCCAAUCUUAGUUUAAAUGAAGGGAACUUCAACAAAAUUUGUAACGGCAGGCAUCCGGAGUUGUGAGAGUUAAGGAACUGUCCGG